Molecule: messenger RNA, 204 nt
Organism: Thecamonas trahens ATCC 50062
Lineage: Eukaryota; Apusomonadida; Apusomonadidae
Exons: 2
Coding region: 1-204 (67 amino acids)
Source: RefSeq, a predicted model, not a curated record
AUGGCUCGCACAGUGUUGUCCCUGGCCGGCUUGGCACUCGUGGCGCUGGCGGCCGUCCUCGUCCUAGCCCACCCUGCGGCAGCCGAGGAGAAGAAGACUCUCGGCGGUAACGUCAACGAGCGCGACUUUAUGCUCGCCGUCUUUGUGGGUGGCAUUCCCGGUGUCAUCUCUCUCGGUGCCGCCGUCUUCUGCCAGCACCUGUGA